This is a messenger RNA of Penicillium argentinense, 1158 nucleotides long. RefSeq lists its product as uncharacterized. The record is from RefSeq and is a predicted model, not a curated record. The transcript has a single exon. Gene Ontology annotation, molecular function: oxidoreductase activity, acting on paired donors, with incorporation or reduction of molecular oxygen; monooxygenase activity; heme binding. NCBI's taxonomy places the organism in Eukaryota, Fungi, Ascomycota, Eurotiomycetes, Eurotiales, Aspergillaceae. Bases 1 to 1158 code for a protein of 385 amino acids.
AUGGCUGUCAUCUCCCCCAUAUGGACUUCUGUUGCUGUGGGCCUUCUAACCGUACUUUAUGUGGGGAUGAGGAAGGAGACCCCGAGGGGAACCAAGUCGCUCCUGAAAAUUCCCCUCAUCGGCGACCUUCAUAAAUCGCCCGUUGGAAAACCGUUAGAAAAUUGGGAUGCCUGGGUCGAGGCAAAUGGCCCCAUCGCAGUGCCCAAAUUAUUCGGCAUUAUCCCAAUCGUCGUUUUGAACUCGCUUGAGGCUGUAACAGAGCUAUUCAGUCGGCGCAGCCAGUGGUACAGCAACCGCCCGCCCUCGGUAAGCAUGGAAAUGAUCACAGAUGCGAAACCGGGACAGUCCAAGUUUACCUUGAUGCACGACUAUGAUGAUCACCUCAAAUUGCAUCACCGAGUCCUUGCUCCCAGUCUUGGAGCAACCGCGGCUCCAAAUUAUCAGCCCUUGAUGGAGCUCGAAUCAACGCAAUUGCUGUUUGAUUUGUGCAACGUCGUAGCAGAGUUUCCAGAAGGAAUCAGCACUGCGGCAGUCUAUUCACUGCUAGAACGCGCACAGUCUAGUGUAAUUCUGGCCUUGCAUUAUGGGCUCCGGAUCCCACGCUUCGAGGAGAAGAUCUUGCACGAAGUCAUCGAUGUCCAGACUCAAAUAACACAUAUGGCUGCGAACCCAGGACUCCCAGAUAUGUUUCCGCCCCUUCGGCAUCUCCCUCUAUUUCUUUCUCCGUGGAAACGAUCAGCGGACAAGUUCUACGCGACACAGGUAGACCUGUACAUGCGUCUCUUUGAGCACGGGAAGGAAUCUGCGGGCUGGAAUGCGACCAAGCAAGCGAUCGAGACUUCCAGGAGGCAUACCACGGACAGGGUUCCGGACAUCGACCUUGCGUUCACACUUGCGACCUCUAUCCAAGGCGGCAUGGAGACGUCUCCCCGUCAGUUGAUGUGGCUCUUCAUCGCGGCUUUGCACAGACCAUCAUUUAUGAAGAAAGCCCAUACAAUUCUUGAUGGUGUUGUUGGUCGCGACCGGCUCCCUCGAUUCUCGGAUAGACCAAAGCUGAUGUUCGUCGAUGCUAUUACGCAUGAGCUGCUUCGGUGGAGACCUAUCUCACCCGGCUCUAUUCCUCGUCGAGCGGAUAAGGACGACGAGUUUGGGGGGUGA